AUGCGUAUUUUUUGUGUUAUUUUAUGUUUUUUAAGUGUUAUUUAUGCAAUUUAUCUUCCAGGAGUUGCACCAAAGAGUUAUAAAGAACUAGAGAAAGUUUCUUUAACUGUAAACUCUUUAAGGCCAAUGGCUGGACAUAUAUCUGGAUCAGUUCUUCAGUAUUAUAAGAAUGUUUAUAUUUAUGAUUAUUAUGAUAGUCGGUUUCAUUUUUGUAAUAAAUAUGAUGCUAAACCAUUGCCGGAAAGUUUAGGAAGUAUUGUUUUUGGAGACAGAAUUUUUACAUCUGAUUUUGAAAUUUUUAUGGCUAAAGAUGAAUCAUGUAAACUUUUGUGUUCAACAAGUAUCCCUCCUCCAGAUGCUAAAUUUGUGAUGAAAAGGAUCAUGGAGAAUUAUGGAAUUAAUUGGCUUGUUGAUGGGUUACCUGCAGCAGGGGAAAAUUAUAUUGAUUCUAUUGGAAGUGUUUAUAGUUUGGGGUUUCCCUUAGGGAAAGUAGUGGAAUCUACGGGCGCGAUUGAAAUUAAUAAUCAUUAUCAUAUUACAAUAGAAUAUCAUAAACUUGGGAGUUCUGUUUAUCGUGUUGUUGGAGUAACUAUAAAACCUUCUUCAAGAACAAGUAGAAUUGCUCCAAAUGGAAAUAUCGAUUGUUCUAGUAGUUAUCCAUAUGUUCUUCAUGAAAAUCAAAACAAUUAUAUUACUUAUACGUAUGAUGUUUCUUGGAAGGAGUCUGAUGUAACGUGGGCUACUCGUUGGGAUAAAUAUCUUCAUAUAUAUAAUCCACGUAUUCAUUGGUUUAAUCUUUUUAGUUCUUCAAUAAUUGUUUUUUUCCUAAUUGGAAUGGUGAUAACUGUCCUAGCUAGAACGCUUCAUAGAGAUAUCAUGCGAUAUAAUAGUGAUUUUUUCGAUCAAGAAGAAUUGCAAGAAGAUAGUGGUUGGAAGCUAGUUCAUGGUGAUGUUUUUCGAAUUCCAGGUAAUCCUAUGCUAUUGAGCAUUUUUUUGGGAAGUGGUGUUCAGUUAUUUUUAAUGGCUUUCGUGACUAUUUUUUUUGCAAUGCUUGGAUUUCUUUCUCCCUCUAAUAGAGGAUCAUUAAGUACUUUUAUUAUUGUUUUAUAUACAUUCUUUGGAUUUAUUUCUGGAUAUGUUUCUGCACGUAUGUAUAAAAGUUUGGGUGGUCAAUUUUGGUAUGUGCUAAAAAAUCUUAUACUUACACCUGUUUUUGUACCUGGAAUUGUUUUUCUCACAUUUUCGUUCCUUAAUUUUGUGUUAAUUGGUUCUCGUUCAUCAGGUGUAGUUCCAUUAAGGACCAUGUUUGUUAUUGUUGCUUUAUGGUUUCUUAUAUCUGUACCAUUGAGUGUUUUUGGUUCUUUUUGUGGAUUUCGUGCAGGGUCAUUUGUUCAUCCAGUAAAAACAAAUCAAAUUCCAAGACAAAUUCCGACUCAAGUUUUCUAUAUGAAAUUUUUACCUUCAUUUUUCGUUGGAGGAAUACUACCUUUUGGUGCAAUUUUUGUUGAGCUUUAUUUUAUUUUAAAUAGUAUUUGGUUUGGUCGUAUAUAUUAUAUGUUUGGUUUUCUUUUUAUUUGUUAUGCUAUUAUGGUUACGACAUGUUCAACUGUAACUAUAUUAAUGACGUAUAUGCAAUUAUGUUCUGAAGAUUAUCAUUGGUAUGGGUGGUGGAGAUCUUUCUUUGUUGGAGGUGCAUCUUCGUUCUACGCUUUAUAUCCUCUUAUUUUUUUAUACAGUGAUAUAACUAUGAAUACUAAUAAAAUAUAA
This is a messenger RNA of Pneumocystis jirovecii RU7, 1767 nucleotides long. RefSeq lists its product as uncharacterized. Bases 1 to 1767 code for a protein of 588 amino acids. Lineage: Eukaryota; Fungi; Ascomycota; Pneumocystomycetes; Pneumocystales; Pneumocystaceae. Gene Ontology annotation, biological process: protein localization to membrane; vacuolar transport. Gene Ontology annotation, cellular component: membrane. The record is from RefSeq and is a predicted model, not a curated record. The transcript is spliced from 10 exons.